CUUAAAUCCUAAAAGUGUCCUAAAAUCCUAGAAAUGUCCUAAAAUCUCAAAAUUGUCCUUAAAUCAGAGAAAUGUCUCAAAUCCUACAAAAGUGCCUAAAUCCAGGAAAUGUCCUCAAACCUACAAAUGUGCUUAAAUCCUAGAAAUGCCCUAAAAUCCCUGAAAUGUCCUGAAAAUUGAGCAAAGCCUUAAAAUCUGAGAACUGUCCUAAAAUCCUGAAAUCUCGAGUGCUGUUUCAGCGGCAGAUUCUGUGACUGAGAUUUCUGCGAUCAGCUGAUUCAUCGGUGGUAAAAACGUGUGAGUGGACCUCAGUGUGUCUUUUGUCCGUUCAGAGACGUGAGAACAUCGAUUAAAAACUGUUUCUCCCCAGAUCUCAGUUUUCUUUGAGGAUCCUGAAAGCUGCUCCCAAACAGAGCUGGAGCUGAAACUCUGGGACUCCCCGUGUGUCAAUACCUGCGUGUGUGUUCAGCGGCGGUCCGGAGGGUCGUUGACCCCGAACACCAGCAGACCUCAGAGGAUCAGACCGGCUCCGCACCCAGACCUCCUCGCCGAGACUAUCCCGACAAACGGCCGCAGAGGAGCCGAGAAAACUUCAAUUCAGCCUCCGAAUCUGAGCCGACGAUUCUUUGGCGUCAGAGCCGGCCGCUGUCGUUGACCUCCCGCUGAGUCUCCAGGCGUUUCCAGGCAGGGACACAGAGCGGCAUGGCGGCGGGCCUGCAGGUGGUGGGUCUGCUCCUGGGCGUGGUGUCCUGGUGUCUCCAGUCCAGCUGCACGUCCUCUCAGGUGUGGAAGGUGCGGAGUCAGGCGGAGUCGGUGAGCAGCAGUCAGUGGCAGUUUGAGGGUCUGUGGACGAGCUGCGCCGCCACGUCGCUCGGCGCCACGCAGUGCAGCCGCUUCAAGACGGUGCUGGGACUGCCGGCUCACCUGCAGGCCUGCAGGGCUCUGAUGGUCUUGUCCCUGCUGGUCAGUCUCGCCUCCAUCAUCGUCUCCGUUCUGGGACUCAGGUGCAUCAAGAUCGGCAGAGCCUCGGAGUCCGCCAAAGACCAGAUGGCGCUGACCGGAGGGGUCCUGUUCCUCCUGUCCGGUGUCCUCACGCUGAUCGCAGUGUCCUGGUACGCCGCCAGAGUCAUCCACGACUUCUACGACCCGCUGUACGGAGGAGUCAGGUUCGAGCUGGGUACUGGUCUGUACCUGGGCUGGGCGGCGUCCUGUCUGGCCGUCCUGGGAGGGUCUUUGCUGUGCUGCUCCUACAGGAGGACGUCCCCCGUCCCCCCGGCACGGUACACUGCACCACACACACACCUGCAGUACCGGCUUUGUCCACAGGGGCGCCACCGGUCUGCGUGAUUUCAGGACGUUUCCAGGAUUUAAGAACAAUGUUUAGAUUUUGGGAUGUUUCCAGGAUUUUAGGACAUAAUGAGGAUUUCAGGGCCAUUCAAUGAUUUUAGGACAAUUCCAUGAUUUUAAGACAAAUAAAGGAUUUAAAAACUAUGUUA
Messenger RNA from Plectropomus leopardus (leopard coralgrouper), 1496 nucleotides. NCBI's taxonomy places the organism in Eukaryota, Metazoa, Chordata, Actinopteri, Perciformes, Serranidae. The record is from RefSeq and is a predicted model, not a curated record.